Messenger RNA from Lathyrus oleraceus (garden pea), 603 nucleotides. Its product is annotated as mitochondrial import inner membrane translocase subunit Tim9. The record is from RefSeq and is a predicted model, not a curated record. Bases 157 to 438 code for a protein of 93 amino acids. Lineage: Eukaryota; Viridiplantae; Streptophyta; Magnoliopsida; Fabales; Fabaceae. The transcript is spliced from 2 exons.
UAGCAGAUUUAAACUCCAACCCGCAGCAUAUAAAAGCCCAAGACAAAAACACAAGUGUAAAGUAGCGGCUGGUAGUAGUGCGAUCUCAUCUUCUUCUACACUGUAUUAGGGUUUACUUCUAAAUCCGAGAAAACCCUUGACGGCGUUCGAUCCAAAAUGGACCCAAACAUGAUUGCUGAUAUGGCUUCUCUUCCAGCGGAAGAUCAACAGAGAAUGGCUUCCAUGAUCGAUCAGCUUCAAGUCCGUGACAGCUUGAGAAUGUAUAAUAACCUAGUGGAGAGAUGCUUUCAAGAUUGUGUUGAUACGUUUAAGCAUAAAUCCCUGCAAAAGCAGGAGGAAACCUGUGUUCGAAGAUGUGCAGAAAAGUUUCUAAAGCACUCUAUGCGGGUUGGCAUGAGGUUUGCCGAGCUCAACCAAGGAGCUGCAACUCAAGAUUGAAGUCUGCUAUUGUUGGACAACUUUUUUAUUUGUCUUCAAUUUUUGUUUAGUUAUAGUUUUGCUUUUUAAAUGCAAAACAUUGUAGAACAUAUGUAUUUCUUCAUUGCUACGAUCACAGAAAAUUGAUGCUAAAAUCUAAAUAAGUUUAUGAAGAUGUAUUCAUUA